Dictyostelium discoideum AX4 is the source of this 2160-nucleotide messenger RNA. RefSeq names its product PA14 domain-containing protein (gene psiJ). The coding region runs from base 1 to 2160 and encodes 719 amino acids. The transcript is spliced from 4 exons. Gene Ontology annotation, cellular component: membrane. NCBI's taxonomy places the organism in Eukaryota, Evosea, Eumycetozoa, Dictyosteliales, Dictyosteliaceae. The record is from RefSeq and is a predicted model, not a curated record.
AUGGUAUCCAAUCUAUUAAAAGGAUUAAUCCUUUUUAGCUUAUUUAUAUCUUUUUUAAAUGGUGAUGAUAAAAUAUUCCCAGUUACAAUUAGGGAUUUAUCACCAAUGACAAAUCCAGAUUUUGAAAUUAAAAAUAAUAAUACAUUAGUUAAAGGAAUUGUAAAAUCUAAACUUAAUCAUAGUGAUAGAUCACCAGUCUAUUGUUGUGGUGAUAAUCAUGCUCCAUCAAAUGAUGCAUAUAAUUUCGUAGUUCAUAAUCAAAGUACAUUUCAUAGCUGGUUUCAUGAUGUUCCAGGUGUAAAUGUACCAGUAUUAAGUAAAUUAGUAUUUAAACAAAACCAAACUGAUCCAAGAGUAUUCUAUUAUGAAACUCCAUCAUUCUUUCCAAUUGAUGAUUUAGGUUUUAAAGAUCCAAAUUAUAAAGGUAAAAAAAUUAAUGAACCAAAUUAUAUGUCAAAAGAUAAAUUUGCCCAUAAUUACCAUUUUUGUUUAGAAAUGCAUGCUUCUUUCUUUUAUAUUGGUGGUGAAGAAUUUAAUUUUAAAGGUGAUGAUGAUGUUUGGGUAUUUAUUAAUGAUGAUUUAGUAAUUGAUUUGGGUGCACCACAUACAGCAGAAUCAGCAAGUGUUGAUCUUGAUAAACUUGGUUUAAUAAAAGGUAAAAGUUAUAAUUUUGAUUUCUUUUAUUGUGAAAGACAUACAACUGAAUCUUAUAUUCAUAUUUCAACAAGUAUUGAUUUAGAAUGCAAAUGGAAAGAUUAUUGUGGAGUUUGUGAAGGUACUGGAAAAUGUUGUGAUGUUUCACAAUGUACUGGAAGUUUAUCACCAUGUGGUAGUUGGGAAUGUCCACCACCAAAUAUUGGUACAAAAGAAUGGAAAUAUAAUUGUAUUAUGAAAGAACCAAAUUGUACAUUAUUGGAUACAAUGUGUACAAGUUAUGAAUGUAAUGCAAUUUCAAAAACUUGUGAACCAAGAGAGAAUGUUGAUCCAUGUGCAUAUACUAAUAGUUGUGAAAAGAAAGUUUGUAGUGAAGAAUUGGGAGGUUGUUAUGAAGUUGAAAAAAAAUGUUACUCUGAGGCAUUCUCUGAUCCAACAUGUUAUGAACUUCCAUGUGUAAAUGGUACUUGCACAGUUAAUAGGUUAUGUGAUAUACCAGAUAAAUGUAUAAUUAGUACUUGUAUCGAAGGUAAUGGUUGUUCACAUUUAAAGAAACAAUGCUCAGAUAAGGAUUAUUGUACAAUUGAUAGUUGUUCAAGUAUCACUGGUGAAUGCUUUUUCGAUAGGGUAAAAGACUGUCAACCAUGUAAUGAAACACUCUGUGCCACUGAUGAAAGUAAUCUUUGUGUGCGUACAGAGUGUAAUCCUUAUGAUAAUUCCACAUGUAAUGAAAUUAAAUUGGUGGAUUGUGAUGAUGGCAAUCUCUGUACCAAUGAUAUUUGUGAUCCAGCCACUGGAAAAUGUUCAAACUUACCAGUGGUUUGUGAGAUUAAAGAUGCUUGUAACAAACCACAAUGUGAUAUGGUCACUGGUAAAUGCAUUGUCACCGAUAAUUGUAAUGACAAUAACAUAUGCAGUGACGAUAGUUGCUCAUUGGAUGGCACAUGUAUUCACACUAAAAAGAAUUGUGAUGAUGGAAAUAAAUGUACAAAUGAUUUUUGUAAAGUUGAUAUUGGCUGCGUUCAUAGUAAUAUCACUUGUGAAUCAAGUUCAGUUUGUAUGGUUGCAAGUUGUGAUUCGAAUAAAGGUUGUAUUGAAUCACCAAUAGUCUGUCCAUCAAGUGCAUUUUGUUUAGUGGCUCAAUGUGAUGUAGGUUAUGGUGGUUGUAAUCAAUAUGAUAAAGUUUGUAUACCUGAUGAUCCUCAUUGUCAAUAUGGUAUUUGUGAUAACUCAACUAAAAAAUGUACAUUUAAAGAUUUCGAUCCACUUCCAUUCAGAUGUCAAUCUGUGGCUGUAAAAGCAGGUGUUAUUGGUGGUGCUGCAAUUGCUGGUGUAGUUGUUGGUGGUGCCGUUGCACUUGGUUUAGCUUUAUUUGGUGCUAAAGCUGGUUAUAAUCAUUGGAUGUCUUUGAAAAAUAAUCAGAUGGCAACCUCAUCUGUAAAUCCAUUAUAUGAACCAUCACCACAUCAAGGUACAAAUCCACUUUGGGAAGCUCCUCCAACAUAA